Molecule: messenger RNA, 1044 nt
Organism: Durio zibethinus
Lineage: Eukaryota; Viridiplantae; Streptophyta; Magnoliopsida; Malvales; Malvaceae
Source: RefSeq, a predicted model, not a curated record
AUGGCAUUUCGUCUCCCCAUGAGAGCUCAGUCAGUCGGAAGUUCGGAAUUUUAUGCAGAGAGAACGGCCGAAGAACCUCACCCUCACACAAACAUUAAAAAUGCUCAGACCACCGUCACGUUGGUGUACCAAACCAAUAUACUAGGCUAUUGGCGUAGUGUAACGAUUUUGUGGAGCAAGAACCUUAUGAAUCAUUCUCUCAGCAUUAUGGUCAAUAGCAUGGAAGGAGAUUUUCAUUACACUUGCAAGAUUGAUCUUAAACCUUGGCAUUUCUGGAGCAAAAAAGGGUACAAAUCCUUUGAGGUUGAAGGAAACCAGGUGGAUGUUCACUGGGAUCUUCGUUCGGCUAAAUUCACCAAUGGCCCUGAACCAGUAGCAGAUUAUUAUGUCGCGCUGGUUGCUGAUGAAGAGGUGGUAUUGUUGUUGGGAGAUUACAAAAAAAAAGCAUACAAGAGAACAAAAUCGAGACCAGCCUUGGUUGAACCUCUCCUAUUUUACAAAAGGGAAAACGUGUUUGCGAAGAAGAGUUUUGCGACCAGAGCUAGAUUCGAUGAAAGAAGAAAAGAACACGACAUUGUGGUUGAGAGUUCAAUAACUGGAUUAAAAGACCCUGAAAUGUGGAUUAGCCUGGAUGGGGUUGUGUUGGUUCACGUUAGGAAUUUGCAUUGGAAAUUCAGAGGUAACCAGACUGUUUUGGUAGAUAGGCAGCCGGUGCAAGUGCUCUGGGAUGUGCAUGACUGGUUGUUUAGCAGCCAUGGAACGGGCCAUGGCUUGUUUAUAUUCAAGCCCACCGCGGCUGAAGCAGACAGUGACAGAGAGGGCAGUAGCCACGAAGGAGAAAGUGACACCAGCACCGGAAGCAGGUAUUUUUCUACUAGAAGCCCCACCACGACAUCCGAAUUCAUUCUGUUUCUUUAUGCAUGGAGAAUUGAGUGAGAUUCGAUCUGCAAUGUCCAUAAAAGAAGCCCUUUACAGGCAAUUUUCAUGCAUGUAUAUUAAGUAUUGUAAAUUAUACUCUUAAAAUUUCUUAAAAAUUUGAAGUUA